AUGAGUUUGAAAGGUAUGAAAUGGCAGAUCGUUCAUGGGGCAUUGGCGAGGCGUGUUAUUGUUCGAACUUUUCUUUUCGCCUUGGCUGUUUCGGCUGUUCCUUUGUUGCAUAUUUUGACCGGUGCUAAUUUUGGGGAGAUUCCGCCUGUGAUCUUUCGCGAUUGUGCUGUGAAGUGUGAUUAUGUGAAUUCGAAUGCGAAAGAUUCUCGAGGAUCGUACUUGUUUCAGGGUCAUUUUCUGAAUCCGGUUUGGGUGCCAUUUGUAGGGAUGCACUGUGAGGAACAUAUGAACUUAACGACCAAUGUCGUUAUUGAGUUAAUGGAGAAGAAACUGUUGAAUCACGGUGUGAAAUCUCUCUGCGUUGGAGAGGAAUCGAGCUCCGCCGUCUUGGCAUUGAGGGAUAUGGGAUUCAGUGACGUUAUGGGUGUUGGUCAACGCCCAUUUUUCUCGCUUAGGAGAAAGCAAUUUGUCUACAAAUUGGACUUUAAGGAUCGAUCCUUUGAUUUCGUUUUCUCUAGAGAUCUAGACAGGCAUUCAGCCCCUGCACUUUUGGUGCUCGAGAUCGAGCGUGUGCUUAGACCUGGUGGAAUUGGGGCUGUUAUUGUGGGUGCUACUGGUUCAUUGCCCAAUAAUUUGAUAAGAGCUGCAACCCCAGUGUCAUCUUUGCUGAAAACUUCCAGUGUGAUGCAUGUUCGUCAUGUUAAUAACUCAAUUCUGGUUGUAUUCAAGAAGAAACUCGAAGAAUUUGGGCGUUUGGAGCCUCGCUUUUCGUCUGAAUGUCGGUCUCUCACAAGGAACAAACCUCUAAUUCCUAAAAUGGAGCCUCUCGUGAAGGUAAAACCGGUGGGAUUUGACAAAAAGGUGUCUUAUUUGCCAAAGCUUGUAGAUGCUUCUAAUUGGGAAAAGUUCGUAUAUGUCAAUAUUGGUACAGGGAAGCGCCUGGAUUACACCAACACAGAUUGGUUUCCACCUUCUUAUCCCAUGGAUCGUAGAGAUUUUAACGUGUAUUUUGUCGAUCAUGAUAUGUCUGCUCUCGCCACCCAUAUCCACAAGCCUGGAAUCACAUUUGUUUAUCAUCCUGGCCUAGCUGGAACUGAUCAAACUACCGAUAAUGACAAUGAUACCAACAACGAAGACGAAGAGCCAUACGUCGAUAACAAUGAUUUUGAUUUUCUCUCUUGGUUCAAGGAAACCGUGCAGCAUUCGGAUUUUGUUGUAUUGAAAAUGGAUGCAGGGAAGGAAGAACUGAAGUUUCUAUCGGAUUUGUUUGAAAGUGGAGUCAUUUGCAGGGUGGAUGAACUGUUUCUGAGCUGCAGAGAUGGGGUUGAUGAAGACGGUGAGCUGAAGAGAGACUGUAUGGAUCUGUUCAAGGAUUUGAGGAACAGUGGUGUCUAUGUUCAUCAAUGGUUUCUAGAUGCUCCUUCCUCCAUGAAACUCUGA
Molecule: messenger RNA, 1440 nt
Organism: Cucurbita moschata (crookneck pumpkin)
Lineage: Eukaryota; Viridiplantae; Streptophyta; Magnoliopsida; Cucurbitales; Cucurbitaceae
Exons: 1
Coding region: 1-1440 (479 amino acids)
Molecular function (GO): S-adenosylmethionine-dependent methyltransferase activity
Source: RefSeq, a predicted model, not a curated record